Molecule: messenger RNA, 11714 nt
Organism: Xyrichtys novacula (pearly razorfish)
Lineage: Eukaryota; Metazoa; Chordata; Actinopteri; Labriformes; Labridae
Source: the annotation of a GenBank genome assembly
AUGUCACUUUUGGAGUUAUUCAGACAUCAAGUGUGCAGAGAUUUGACCAAAGAAGCAGACAAGUGCGCAGGUUCAGAUCCAGUGUGGACUUUCUCUUUCACUCAGCUGCGAUCCAAAGAGGCGAUGAAGAAGAAACAACAUGAUCCCGGACGGUGCGUGAAGUCCCGCAGAGAGGAAGCGUACGAGCAGAAGAGGGAGAAGUUUUCGGUCGUGCCCGGCUCGUCGUUAGUUGCCACUUCGGGACGCGCUGCGUGUUUCAUUUCCCCGCAGUGAGAGCUCGCUUCUGCCUGCUCGGCCCCGCACAUCUAUGAGUGAGAGCCGGAGAGGAGGUGUAGUGACAGCAGCGGCAGCAGCUCCGCCUCUCCUCCGCAUUUUUCUCCGGCUUAAAGGAACAUUUACAGUUUCAACACAACCUGCUGCUCACACCAGGGGGCUCCCAACAUGAGGGGUCAGGACCUCCAGGCGGCCAGAAAGAUCACAUUCAGGCAGUGCUGUACUACUUCUAAAUGAUCACACUGUCUGCAAAUUUUAAAACUUAACAGAUUUAUAUUAGAUAAAAACUUUAUGACCUUAUUGAGAAUAUAGGAAUGCAUGGUUAGACACGGGCCUGUUUCCACUGGUCUAAUUUUUUGGAGUGGUAGUUAGACAAGGGCCUGUGUCCACUGGUCUCAUUUUUUGGAGUGGUAGCACCCACUACUUCCGUAACAGAGGCUUUUUACCAUAGACAUAAUAUACGUAAACACCUCAAAGCCUGACACAGCCUAUUGGAGCUCACAUAUCAGCACGGCCUCCAUCUUGGAUGGGUCCCCCAUGCGCUUCCAGUGCAUUAAGGUAGGUAGGAAUGCCCAGCCAUAUUAAUGAUUAAGGUCCUUACACACCGGGGCCGACACGAAUUUUGAACGGGAAAUUAUGAAAUAUUCAGAGGUGAAUUUUGACACGCCUGACUACACACAUCAAGCCCGAUGCCAUUUUGCGACUUUCCGGGGGGAAAAAGACGCAUCCCGGGGAAGACUUUCGCCAGGGAAAGUCCUGCCUCCUUCGCCUCUGAUUGGCUAGAAAAGCUGGAAACGUCAUCACACGCUCUAGCCAAACAGUCAGCACUUAUAACAAAUCAGGGGGAUUAGAUAAGCACAUGAAACUAUGGUAACAACCGUUAGCAUAAGUUUGCACAGAAUUUUCACAGAAGUGUUGAAAUCUUGUAACUUUUUUUAACUAUGGAAACAGGCCCUGAAGUGACAUUCAUUAACUUUUUGGUAUGUUGUCCUAAUUUCCUUUUUUUUAAAGAUAUUUUUUGUUAUUGCCCCAACAGUCAAUGUCAUUUCUCCAUCAUUGACCAAUCAAAAUCAGGCUACAGCUUGAACCCACUUGGUGAAACCAGUUUACUAUAAAGACUGUAGUGCACGCAUCUCAGCACGCUAUUUAUCAGAAUGUACAUUAUUUGUCCUUUAAGUGUUUGAGCAUAUGACUAUUUUUUUAAAUAUUACUUAGUUUUAGAUGAAUAGGCUUAACUUUUAUCCCUGCCAUGAUAAUAAUACAAUAUUGAGUAAAUUGUGUGUUGAAGUACUUGCACAUUUUAGGUAUAAAUUAAUUAGUAAGACCAUCAGUAUGUCUGGACUUGUGAAGCUUUUUAACAUACGCAUGAGAUUAAGAGAAAGCCUGUCAUUUCCUCCUAAGUGGUGUAAGUAGGACCAUAAAGUAGCAUGAAGAACGUUUUUAACCGUCUCAUUUCAGAGCAUAUUUAAACAAUUUCCCCCAUGACCACAUAAAGAUCAGCGGUCCAUGACAUUAGAAAGUUUCAGACCCCCUGCACCGUCAAUGUGGAGUCUGAUGAAAACCUGAUGUGCUCAUGUCCACAUUUCUGGCUAAUUGGCUUUGGAUGGAGAAAGCUUUAACACACACCAACACACACACACACAUACUGGUACAGAAUGACGCACUUCAAAUUACACCGAUUGGUUGCUUGGCUGAAGUCGGCCGUGGCUUUUGUUGACAACAUUGCUGGUGUUCAAACAAAACCAGUGAAAUAUGCAGGCCAAUAAACUGGGAGCUUUUUAAUCCCAGUUCUGCAUCCCACAAGCCUUUUCACUUUCAACAAUGGCUGCUUCAAAACCCACAAAGCAGAUAUUGGCAAAUUAAUACGGUUCAAUAACACAUGCAAACCUCUGCUGGUGUUUAACAAAGUAAGAUCGCUCUGUUUAGGCUGCAGUGUGCCCCCCUGUGCUCACUGAUGGUAAAAAGGCGGAUUUGUAGGGUAAAAACCGAUGUCUGCAAACUGUUCCUUCCUCCUGUUCCGUUUGAGUGAAGCUCCAGUGAACACAGCAUGGUUUUGGCUCCUCCAUCUGCUGUGUAAUCGGACCAUGACCUGCUUUCUGUGCAUCUGACCCGAGUCAAACAAGCAGUGAGCCAAAUGAAACUAUCUCACCUGGUCACUUUGUUCUCUUUGUGCGGCUCCUGGACAACUCGAUGCAACUUUCCUAGAGAUUUAACAUGUACAAACACCGUACUUGCAGUAUUUCUGGAACACAGACAGGAUUGUGGUCCUAAAAAUGAAGAUUUAAGUGGCGACCUUCUGAGCGCACAGACAUUGUUAUCCUCAGAACAAUGGCUGAAAAGUUGUUUGCACUUCUGCUCACACUCAAGGAGAUUUGUGAGUCCCGUGUUUUACACUCCCUGCAGUUCAUCCAUUAAGGGUUAACUUUAGUUUCUCUGCUCCCUUCUGCAGACUUCAAAGAGCCGUUUGGCAUCAGACUGGAAUGAUCAGGCCGGCCUUCUGCAACUUCCUCCAAAUAGUAAUCUCAAGCCGGAAAGACUGCAGCAAAAGCAUUUACAAAAGUAGGAAUUUCUUUCUGAAUGAGAUAGACUGCACUUCAACUGCUUUUUCUGUGUUUUCAAUGAACUGCAAAUCAGUCUUUGUCAUAUUACUUUCUCAAGUCUAACAAAAGAAUAUCAAAUCAACAAUGCCAUGUAAUAUAAAUUGAAAUAAAAUUAGCUUUGAGAGUCAUAUCUGAAGCAAAGCCAGAACGUAUCCAUAGAUAAUGAGAAAACAGGUCUAUUGAACACAAGGACAAACUACCUUGGCUUAUUUUGUAAGUUUUCAGGAGCUCUGUUCUGUUACUUAUAAAUGCGGUUAUUUUAGCGCUUGCCUUGUCCAAAUGUAGGGCAAGUGCUGAAAUAGCUUUCGUAAAUGUAGCCAUCUUGUUUCAGGCCUCCAAUUUAGCUUUUUUACGACUUGGUAACUGAAACGCUGGGAACUCAGGUGUGACGUCAUUUUCAGCUCGGACUUCUGACUUCCGAGGUAACUCGAACACAACAUAAGAAAGUUUGUGAGCAGCCAAACAAAAUGGGCCAAACACGAGUCCCCUCUCGAUUACGCAAUAAAAGAGCUCCUUUCAUUGAGCCAAUCAGACAACUGCUUUCAUGUCAAACCAGAACAAUGAUUAUGAUUGGAUAAUCAGAAUGCUGCUGUUAAUUGGCAAUUCAGAAUAAUCUUUCCAAAUGAUUAAUUAGAAAGCCCGCUGUUCUUAUUCGGCCAAUCAGAAUGUUCCUCUCAUUUGGCCAAUCGGAUAGUCCACUCAUUCAACUGAUGACCACUUCUUUCAUUUGGCCAAUCAGACUGUGGAUCUUAUUGUGCCAGUCAUUUUAAAUGGGCAAUGAGAGCAUUCUUUCUGACAGGACAUGGUUCCUGCUUGAUGCUUGUUUUGUUUUGUUGCGGACAGCUCAAAAGGAGGGAUGAAGACAAAGGCCAAAUGAUGUCAGUGCAGGAAUAUUUCAAACACGCGAAGAAAAGCUUUUGAGCUAUUUAAGAGGAAUUUUCUGAAUCAAUUAGCCUUUACUGUAGGAAGUAAGCUGUUAGUUCACUCACUGUGUCAGGUAUGAACUUGUUUCAUGCUUCAGUUACAGUUGAGAGCUUCAACACAGAAAUAUGAGAGAAACGUUCAGACUUUAAGUGUCUGGAGAAAGCUGUCCAGGCAGAGAGCCGGCUCGACCCAGAUAUGACACUCAUUUCAUGUCUCUGCUCCUAACCAGGUCAGAGAUUUCAAACACCAAACAUGUCUUUGGCACGGUAUGUGUUACAGUCAAAUAAUCCUAAAAUGUACAGCAUAUAUAGUACAGCUUAGCUCAGUGUAGAAUGACAGUUUGACGGUGAAAAGCACAGUUUUAAUUGCAUUUGAUGAAAAUUUUUUUAUCUAAACAAAUUAAUCGUUCAAGUUGUGGUUGGUGUGUGUUAUAGUGAAAGGUAUUCCUAAUAUUUUGCCCUGAGGGUGCCACUCAGACUCACCACCAUCACUAAUUACAUAUUAAAUAUAAAAAAUAUUAAAAUAUGGCAACUGAACUAGAAAUAGAACCUUCUUUAAUGUUUAUGUUUUAAUCUUUUAAUCUGCAUUAUGUGAUUUCACACAAUUUUGGUCCUAGAGUAACUAUUUUGUGUUUUAUUAUCGCUCUUUUCUAUUAUUUGAUUUUAAGACAGUUUUAUUUAAUUUAAUUUGGAGCUUUAUCACCUUUAUUAUAUUUUUUCAUGGUUUUAUCCUUUUAGUCCUAGGUCCAGAGUUUCCUCAGCUUUUUUAACUCAAAAUAGCAUUUCCUCAGUCCUCUGUGACAAGUUGAUGAGUCCUCACCUGGUCUUUUAUGUAUGCAUCUGUGUGUGUGAGCGCUGUAUGUGUUGAAUGGGGGGUAGAAGGGUGGGUGGGGUUCAGUAUUUUUAUUUUUAUUUAUUAAACUUAAUUGUUUUUUUAAUAUCCUCCGUGAAUAGACAGCACUUUGUGCCACAUUCCAUGUAUGAAAAAAGUGCUAUAAAAAUAAAGUUUGAUUGAUUGGAUUUGUAUUUCAUUCAUUAUUCUCUCAAAUAAAUCUUAUAGGUAUAAACUAUAUAUCUGAUGUUGACAUGUAAUCAUUGGUGCAUUCUGAUUUGAAGUUGUAGUGUCGUCUUCCCACCAGAGGGGGGCAGUGUGUAAAAACCCGAAGACUCCCCAGAGGUCGGAGAUUUUGUACUUCCUGCUCGGCGGUAAAGCGUGUGCUGGUGAACGAAGUACGAUCGUUUUCUGGCGGAAAGUCAUUACAUUUGUAAAACGCUAAAAAGCACUAAGUCACACAGAAAUGGUAAGCAUAUCUGAUCAUAUUUAUUAUAACCUCAGUAGGUGUUUUGUAUGCUUGUUUUCUCCUUUUCUCCCUCAACGGUAGUCGUAUUUUGCGUGUUAGCAUUAGCCACGUUAGCUUCUCAUUCACGUUUAAGAAUGAAUGAAUGAACAUCCAAACUGCAUAGGAAAAGGUGUUAUGUUAUAAUUUCCGUUGUAUGUAAAGUUAAAGACACCAGCAGGUAUUCCGUUUCUUAAAAGUAUUGUUUAGUUUGCUCCAAGAGCUCAUUGACCUGCAUCUAAAAACACAACUCUAUUUAUGUGUGUGUUCACCAAGCUUGUUUUUGUGUGUUGUUAGAGUUUACCUCUGAACCCAAAGCCUUUCCUGAACGGCCUCACAGGAAAACCCGUCAUGGUGAAGCUGAAGUGGGGUAUGGAGUAUAAAGGCUACCUGGUGUCUGUGGAUGGAUACAUGAACAUGCAGGUGAGACAAUGAGACAAUAUGUGGUCACCUCGACUUUUUAAGGACUUUAUGGCAGUAAAAAGGCACAGGUACAUUAAACAGUCUGUUUUUUGUUCAUUUAUUUCCUUUAAAGCUUAAUAAAACGUUCAAGAUCUGAAGGGAGAAAAAGGUUCAUUCCUUGUGUAACAUUUACUUCAGGGUUGGUAUCAGAUACAGUGGUUGGUGGUUUCUUAGCAAGGACAUAAAUAUUCCCUGAAAACAUUACUCACAUUUAUACAGGACACGUAACAGGUGUCUCUAAAAGAAGCACAUAUAGAAAGUUUUGAAUGUAUUUUCUCUUGACUUUAAAGCAAGAAUACUUUUAAGACAUUUAUGCAGAUAUUUAUGUCUGUAGCCACAGACUCAAACAUUAGGAAAAAAAUUCUACCUGCUAAUCCUUGUGAAUAUCAUGACAAACAAAAUGUCUGUUGAGCUUGGCAUUAUGGUAAUUUACACUUAAAGACACUGACCAGCCUUGAAAUGCAGGUAUAAGGACUGUAAUUUUCUGUAAUCAUGUAAAACACUAUGUUACUGGAAUCAUUCUGCACUGAGCCAGUGUGUAUGUUGCUGUUUUAGAUUGUUUAUUAUCAGCCUGAUAGAAACACAAAGCUCUAAUGUUCCGUGAAAGGAUGCACUGAUUACAUGUAUGAUGUAGGGAUUAAAUCAUACAUCUUUGCAUACAGCAUAAAAGACCCUCCUAACUUUCAACGUAAUUGGGCUUAAACUUGCACAUUUCUCAUAACAGUACAAGAAUUUGAAAAGUCUUGAAUCUUGUAUCUCCAGAAAAGAGAAAAAAGGUUUUUUUAUUUUUUUUUUUAGGGAUUGACUGAUAAUGUUUUACUGCACAGACACCAAUUCCAAUCACUGAAGUUCAUGAGACUGAUAUCUCUAAGUGAUAUGCACUGAAAGUAAAGGAAAAACUUAAAGCCAGAAUUCAGAAUUUAAACACCAAAUUUUUCAAUCAAAACUGAAAUUUUCAAUGUUGUAUACAUGACUUAAAAACUUACAUUAACAGUUGUGUUCAUGGUUAUGUGACAUCUAGCUAUUUAGAUAGUUCGGCAUCAUUUGCACUGAGGACUUAAGGCCAUGGUGGAAAUGCAGACAACGAUGAGCUACAGGAACCAUUUAGGUCCUCGAAGACAAGUCAGUGGAACCAAGAAUUCUGGUUACUUUUAGUUGAAGUGAUCUAAAGUUAUGCAAGAAAACAGACUCAGAGUUUCAAACACACCUGCAGCAGAGGCAUCAGCAAUCUCUAAUACAGAUAAUCAGGGAAAUACCAAAUGUCGGCCCAAUAAUUGUCCAAGGCUGUUUGGUAACACCUCUCAUUUAUUUUGACCUCACAGCUGCCAGGAUGUGUUGUGUGUAAAUAUCUGUUCUAGUUCCUUUGUUUUUUAGGUUUCAUUAGUUAUUACGACUUAAUAACCAGAUUUGUCGAAUUUAAAUCAGUCCAAACAAGAGCACACAUUACUAUAUUACCAAAUCUGAUUUUACUCUAAUCUUUGGAUUCUUCCUUGUCUCCCUGAUAGUUGGCCAACACAGAAGAGUACGUGGACGGAGCAUUGGCAGGUCAUCUGGGUGAAGUGCUCAUCAGGUUUGUUCUUAAAAAUCAAACAUAUAUAAAUUGUUCCAUUAAAUACAUAAUACUGCAGUUUGCACCCGCCAAGCAAAGCUAACCAUCUAAAGUCUCGUUUGUAAUGGAGUUAACAAGAAUACAUCCUGACUUCUGUAACUAACAGUGUUAAUAAUUGACAGUGUCAACUUUUCAGAGCUAAAUAUUAAUAUGACUCCCUCAUUCAUCUUCUUUGUGUGUUUUAUACCUGCAGGUGCAAUAAUGUUUUGUACAUCAGAGGUGUAGAAGAAGAAGAGGAAGACGGCGAGAUGAGGGAGUGAUGUUGCUGAAGACGCCAGUCUGAUCUGUCUGAGUGUGGUUGUACCUCGUAGUCGAAUUGAUGUGUGUUUGUGUUUCACCAUGUGAAACAGAUGAAUGCCUGGGUUUAUUUUUGUUAUUUUUCAAACAGUUUUGAAAAUAACUUCUUUUUUUUUUUUACUGUUUGUGAGACCAAUUUUAUGUUGUGACAUUGUGAUACAGACACAAUAAAUGAUUUUCCCUUUCUUAGUCCUGGUUCUCAUGAGUUUUGUUUGUGCUUGAGUCAUAUGCAGAAAACAUGGUUGAAAGUCUGUGAUGAUGUGCAGAAGCUCCGCCCCCUCCUGCACUUUGAACUCUGCUCUCUUGGAUAAACAUUUGCCUUGCUCCUAAACUAGUUCAAACUUAGUCACUGUGAAAGGAGCGUGUCUGCUUUGGAUGAAUCAAACAUGUCCGGUAAUUACAGACUGCUGGUGAAAAACGCCAAACAGGUGGUUCUGAUCUGCAACAAUGGAGAGAAAUACCUGACCAAGCAUGGGAUGCAGAACCUGUGUGUGAUUGAAAAUGGGAGUGUGGUGAUAGGAAGGUAAGAGUUUGUCCUCCUGAGAGUAACUUAAACCUGUGCCUGUGAUAGCUGGCAGACUAAACUAUAGUUGUUCACAUUUUUUUACAUUAUGUAUGGACGAGUGAAGAAUAAAAACAUUAACUGAUGUAUUUGCUUUUUAUACAACACCAAACGGUGGCACAGAUUGAGUAAAUUUUGGUUCAGAUUUACAGAGCUGUAAUCACGCCCUCUGCUGCUCUCUACAGGUAGCAACGGUUCAUUACACCUGUAAAAAUGAUUAUAACUUCAGACAACUCAACAAAAUUCACAGAUGUGACUCUUCUGGAUUAAUUCAGAAUUCAGGAUUUUUUCAACCCGAGGAGGGUACCCACAUUAAUACCAAAGUAUAUAGAAACUUCAACAUUUCCCUUCUCACCACAUGAGUUUUGGGGGUUUCUCUCUUUCCAAAUCUCCAAAUCUUCUCUUUCCUCAGCUGUCAUCAUUCCAGACAGCACUUUGUCCAACUCGACUGAACUGAUGGUCUCAAGCUGACAUAUAAAUGACUGAUUUCUUUAUGCAGUGAUGGUCUGAUCAAAGCUGUGGGUCCUGCUGAAAUCAUCAGGUCUCAGUAUUCAGAAGCAUCCUUUGAGAAAGUGAUAGAUGCUGCAGGAAUGUGUGUCCUACCAGGUGAGUGUUAUUUGCUAUGGUUAUAUAUGGAGUAAAUUGUUGUGUACAACUACUGAGUUACACUCUUUACAAUUUCUACAACCUUCUUAUCUCAGGUCUGGUUGAUGCCCACACACAUCCAGUCUGGGCAGGUGACAGGGUGCAUGAAUUUGCAAUGAAGGUAAAUCACUUUUGACCAUCUUUCUAUUGGUAGAUGUAACUAUGGGGAAAUGAGUCAAUGUUCCUCUUGCAGCUGGCCGGUGCCACCUACAUGGAUGUGCACCGAGCAGGUGGAGGGAUCCACUUCACGGUGGAUCACACUCGAGCAGCAGGCGCCUUGGAGCUGUUGGCCUCCCUCAGCAGCAGGCUGGUCCGGAUGCAGCGAGCAGGGACGACCCUGGUGGAGUGUAAGAGCGGGUACGGCCUGGAGCUGCAGACUGAGCUGAAGAUGCUGGAGGUGAUCGAGGAGGCCAGACACUCUCUGCCAAUCAACAUCUCCUCCACCUACUGUGGAGCCCACGCUGUGCCAAAGUAAGGAGCGUCCUCAGAGUCUCAUCAUAUCCCGGGGAUGAAUCCUCUCAUGUGAUUCUUUUUAUUUCAGAGGGAAGACAGUAGCAGAGGCUACAGAGGACAUCCUGCAGGUUCAGCUGCCUCAGCUAAAAGAGAAGAUCGCUGCAGGAACUCUGAGAGUCGACAACAUCGACGUGUUCUGUGAGCAGGGAGUGUUUGACCUCAGCUCCACCCGCUCCAUCCUGCAGGCCGGCAAAGACAUGGGUCUUAACAUCAACUUUCAUGGAGAUGAGCUUCACCCAAUGAACUCUGCUCAGGUGAAACUCACCUCUUUAGUGCUGUGUGAAAUGUUGCUCCCAAAUAAGAUUUGAUAGUUAACAAAUAUUUUAAAGCCUAUAUUUAAUUAAAAUGGUGCAAAGAUGACAAACUGAAAACUUUACUCUCUGUCACCAGCAACAUGUCUCAAAGUAGUUGGAACAGGAGCAUGUUUGCAAAUGUAUUGCAUCACCUCUUGCUUCACUCCAUAAGCAAACAGUGAAGUCCAGAUCCAGAUCUUUGUAAAUAAUCCUUUAAAUGUCAUAUUGCAAUUGUACUGAGGUGUUGGUGAUAACAUUGUUAACGGGGGUGUUAUACUGUCAGCUGGGUGCAGAGCUGGGAGCACUGGCCAUCAGUCACCUGGAGGAGGUCUCAGAUGAGGGCAUUGCUGCCAUGGCAACAUCAAAAACUGCUGCUGUACUUCUGCCAACUACAGCCUAUAUCCUCAGGUACUGUGAAAGUAGUCGUGCAAUGUUACUGAUAAUAUUUACCUUAAAAAACUUAAAGUUCCCAUGGAAAAUUUAACCCUCUGUGAGUCGCUUUGUCUACAGCCUAGAAUAGAAAAUAACCAAUCAAUUUUGUUGCUGUUGGACUUGUUUGUUUUUGUAGGUCAUAUAAAGAGGUCAGUUUUUGUCAUUUCAUUUUAGUCAACAGCUGUAAACCUCAAACAGAAGCUUUAAGUACAUAUUAGAGGCAAUUUAUUUGAAUGAUGGUUGGUAUUUAUGGCACUUCAUGGUUAUUCAAGUCUUGUUUCUAGUUUUAGUUUUGUUUGAACUUACUCCAAAAUAUAUAUCUUUUUUUUUUUUUUACAAUAAUCACACAUUUGAAAUUAUUUGUCACCUUUCAGUUUAUAAAUAAAAUGUUUAAAUUUGAAAACUAACCCCGCAUUAUAUAGUGAAUUUUUAAAAUGAAUUUUCAAACACCAUCAAGAUUGCUGUUACUAAAGCAAGUUUUCUGCAUUAGUAUCAUUAGUAUCUAGUAUCUGAAUAGUUUAAAGCUCCUGUGAGUAACUUUCAGUUUGUGUCAACUUUGUCGCCCCGAGCGGACAAAGCAGCCUUUGCUUAUCUUGUCUUCUACAUGCUUAGGUAGAGUCUCUUGACAAAAAAUGUACUACUAAAUGUACUACUAAAUAGUUAGUCUUAUCCCUGAUAGUCUUGUUUGCUUUUAGAUAUCUGGAAAAGAUAUAUAUAGGAAUUUCAGUCUUUUCUUAACAUGAAAAAACUCCUAAUAGGAGCUUCAAAGUACUUAUCCCACUGAUUACGCACAUGAAUUUAAGCACUGAGAAAUUGCAGCAUUUUAAAUGCAGAACAUUUUAGGGUAAUAGUUCUGAAUGCUGAAAUUAUCCUGCACUUACAACCCUUUUAAGAACGCUUAAAAGCAUUUGAAUACAAAUCUUUCUCUCUGUGUUCAGGCUUCCUCAGCCUCGGGCCAGAGACAUGCUGGAUGCUGGAGUGAUUGUUGCUCUCGGCAGCGACUUCAACCCAAAUGCUUACUGCUGCUCCAUGGUAAGUGCCCCAGGUGAAGGCAGUGCUGCAUGAUAGUUAAAACUCAGCUCUUCUUUGCUGUCCUAUACAGUUUACUUUUCCUUUCUUCUUCAGCCAAUAGUCAUGCACCUGGCCUGUGUUAAUAUGAGGAUGUCCAUGCCUGAAGCAUUAACUGCAGCCACGAUUAACGCAGCAUACGCCCUUGGCUGCUCCCACACUCACGGCUCUCUGGAGGUCAACAAACAUGGAGAUCUGCUGAUACUGAACACCACACGGUAAAUUAGGACAGAAAGAAACAUCAAAUUGAGAUUUUUCUAAUGUGUCAAUCUGUAAAUUUGUUGUGGAAGGGUGCUGAAAUAAUUGACAGACCUACAUAAGAGUUGGUGGUUAAAAACAUUUAAGUCUUACUUUAAAGUUACAUUUCAAGUUAAAAAUACGUGUUAUAGUGCUAAAUAUUUGAUAUUAAUCAGACCAUGAAACUAGUUUUAAUGAAAACUUGAUUUUAUCUAUAAGUAGUAGCAUUUUGUGUAAGUGCUUUUUAGAUUGAGCUUUAAAUGCUUUUUAAAUAUUUUUGUAAAAACUAAAUUCCUAUGUUUACAUUAUCUGUGUGUAAAAAAAAGUUUCCCCUUUGUGUACUGUAUCUUAUUCCAGGUGGGAACAUCUGAUCUACCAGCUGGGAGGACAUCAGGAACUGAUCCGCUACGUCAUCAUUAAAGGCAGUGUUGUGUUUGACAAUGACAAAACUCUAGGUUUAUAA